AUAAUAUUUUUCUAGGGUUUUGCUUAAAAUCCCCAUUUGCUAGCUAGAGAGAGGGUUCUUGUAUUGCCUAAAGCCGCCGCCGACAAUCCACAUUUCAAUCAUGAUCAUUCCAGAGAAGAACAGGAGAGAAAUCUCAAAAUACCUCUUCCAAGAGGGAGUUUGCUACGCGAAGAAAGAUUUCAAUUUGGCCAAGCAUCCCGAUAUCGAUGUGCCCAAUCUUCAGGUGAUUAAGCUGAUGCAGAGCUUCAAGUCGAAGGAAUAUGUUCGUGAGACAUUUGCUUGGAUGCACUACUAUUGGUUCCUAACCAACGACGGCAUCGAAUUUCUUCGCACUUACUUGAACUUGCCUUCUGAAAUCGUCCCCGCCACUUUGAAGAAGUCUGCACGGCCACUUGGACGCCCAAUGGGCGGCCCACCUGGUGAUCGCCCACGUGGCCCACCUAGAUUUGAAGGAGAAAGGCCGAGGUUUGGUGACAGAGAAGGGUAUAGAUCAGGCCCCCGUGGAGGACCACCUGGUGAGUUUGGUGGAGAGAAGAGUGGCGCUCCGGCUGACUACCAGCCAUUUUUCAGGGGUCCUGGUGGAAGAGGUGGUGGCUUUGGCCGUGGAUCGGGUGGCUUUGGUGCUGCUCCCUCUGGCUCAGAUCUUCCUUAAGUCUAUGUUUUUUCUAUCUGAAUACAUGAGCUAUAGGUAUCAAGAUAGUACUUGGUGUCUGCUAGUUGUUGUUCUUAAUUUUUCAGUAACUUUCAUAGAAUGAUUAUUGCUCAAUGUUUUAUGGCUUCACGGUUGAAAACAAAAUCUAUACAUUGUGGUUUCAGUGUUGCUUUUUUAAAAAAUUAUGGUAUUUUUUGGUUGCUUUUGCUUGA
Impatiens glandulifera is the source of this 864-nucleotide messenger RNA. Its product is annotated as 40S ribosomal protein S10-3-like. The record is from RefSeq and is a predicted model, not a curated record. Bases 101 to 652 code for a protein of 183 amino acids. Gene Ontology annotation, molecular function: RNA binding; structural constituent of ribosome. NCBI's taxonomy places the organism in Eukaryota, Viridiplantae, Streptophyta, Magnoliopsida, Ericales, Balsaminaceae. Gene Ontology annotation, cellular component: cytosolic small ribosomal subunit. The transcript has 5 exons.